Molecule: messenger RNA, 3910 nt
Organism: Oncorhynchus kisutch (coho salmon)
Lineage: Eukaryota; Metazoa; Chordata; Actinopteri; Salmoniformes; Salmonidae
Gene: st6galnac5a
Product: ST6 (alpha-N-acetyl-neuraminyl-2,3-beta-galactosyl-1,3)-N-acetylgalactosaminide alpha-2,6-sialyltransferase 5a
Exons: 6
Coding region: 217-1188 (323 amino acids)
Biological process (GO): ganglioside biosynthetic process; oligosaccharide metabolic process
Molecular function (GO): alpha-N-acetylgalactosaminide alpha-2,6-sialyltransferase activity
Source: RefSeq, a predicted model, not a curated record
GUCCGUUUCUACACAGUCGGUGAUCUGACACACACAGCGCUGCUAGAGAAAGGAGACAUCCCCAACACAGCACCAUAUUGAUGACAGAGUGAGAGUGAUGGGAUGCAAGGAGAAGAUAUUAUCCCGCUGCUGUUCUAUAUAGACGGACCGAUAGCAUGAGGAAAACUGGAGCUACGAGUGCACACUACAACAAAUAAGACGGAGAGGUGCUGCAAAAUGCGCCAUGCUUUACUCCUCGUCAUAACUCUGUGUGGCAGCCUGUUCUUAAUCUACCAUGCUGGUUUCCAUGGUACUACCAACGCGGCCGCGGCGGAGAGGUCCAGAGAUGGGAGUGAUGUAGCGAGAAGAAGAUGGCAGACUGAGCAGCAGCAGACCACCAGUACCCCACCUCCUCGCCCUACAGUCCUACAGGGAUACAGCGCUAUCAUCGACCACAAGCCUCUGAGAAUGCACUGCCAUAGCUGUGCAUUGGUCACCAGCUCUGGUCACCUGAUGGGUGGUGGUCGCGGCGAGGAGAUCGACCGGGCGGAGUGUGUCAUCCGUAUGAACGACGCCCCCACGGCGCUGGGGUACGGGCGAGACGUUGGGCGCCGCACCUCGCUACGCGUCAUCGCUCACUCCAGCAUGCAGAGGGUCCUACGGAACCGCCACGAACUGCUCAACGCAUCCCAGGACACAGUGUUUAUCUUCUGGGGGCCCAGUAAUUACAUGCGGCGGGAUGGGAAGGGUCUGGUCUACAACAACCUGAGGUUGAUGAACCAGGUGCUGCCCAAACUAAAGGUCUACAUCAUCUCCAUGCAGAAGAUGCUGCAGUUUGACGAACUCUUCAAGAGGGAGACGGGCAAGGACAGGCGAAUCUCUAACUCGUGGUUGAGUACUGGUUGGUUCACUAUGACCAUAGCUCUGGAGCUGUGUGACCGGAUCAAUGUCUACGGCAUGGUGGCUCCAGACCACUGCAGAGAGCCCCAGCCCCCAUCCUCCCCCUCCCCCUACCACUACUACGAGCCCCUCGGUCCAGAGGAGUGUGCCAUGUACAUCAGCCAUGAGCAGGACCGCAGGGGCAGCCAUCACCGCUUUAUCACGGAGAAGAGGGUCUUCACCAGCUGGGCUCGAACCUUCAACAUCCACUUCUACCAGCCUGACUGGGAGCCCCCGCCGCUGACCCCGCUAACCGCAAACCACCGCUAACUGCUGACCACUGCUAACUGCUGACCCCGCUAGCCGCUGACCCCGCUAGCCGCUGACCCCGCUAAACUCUGACCCCGCUAACCGCUGAACCCGCUAACCGCUGACCACCGCUAACCUAUGACCACCGCUAACCGCUGACCACCGCUAACCGCUGACCACCGCUAACCUCUGAACCCGCUAACCGCUGACCCCGCUAGCCGCUGACCCCGCUAACCUCUGAACCCGCUAAAUGCUGAACCCACUAACCGCUGACCCCGCUAACCACUGACCUCUGCUAACCUCUGAACCCGCUAACCGCUGACCCCGCUAGCCGCUGACCCCGCUAACCUCUGAACCCGCUAACCGCUGAACCCACUAACCACUGACCCCCGCUAACCACUGACCACUGCUAACCACUGACCCCCGCUAACUACUGACCACCGCUAACCACUGACCCCCGCUAACGACUGACCCCUGCUAACCACUGACCCCCGCUAACUACUGACCACUGCUAACCACUGACCACUGCUAACCACUGACCACUGCUAACCACUGACCUCCGCUGACCACUGACCACCGCUGACCGCUGAACCCGCUAACCGCUGACCACCGCUAACCACUGACCACUGCUAACCGCUGACCCCUGCUAACCACUGACCCCCACUAACCACUGACCACUGCUAACCACUGACCCCCGCUAACCACUGACCACUGCUAACCGCUGACCCCCGCUAACCACUGAUCACCGCUAACCACUGAUCCCCGCUAACCGCUGCCACCCCGCUAACCACUGCCCCCCGCUAACCACUGCCCCCACUAACAGCUGACCACCGCUGAUUCUCGCUAACCGCUGACCCACACUGACCCCCGCUAAACCCCCGCUAACCGCACGCAGGGGGAGACGGAGAAGGUCAGGAUCAGAAUACGUGACUGGUGACCGGGAGAGGGACCGGGAUGGGGAUCGCUGGGCGUCUGUGGAAGAGAUGCCUCUCAGAUGGACUGAGGACUUGGCUGGAGCAGGCUGGACUGCAUGGGAUGGUCCAAAGCCUUCUGACCACAACUGGUACUGGUCCAACUGGUACUGGUUCUAAAUGGUCUGGUACUGGUCCAACUGGUCAGAUACUGGUCCAACUGGUACUGGUCAGAUACUGGUCCAACUGGUCAGAUACUGGUCCAACUGGUACUGGUCAGAUACUGGUCCAACUGGUACUGGUCAGAUACUGGUCCAACUGGAACUGGUCCAUACAGAACAGAGUCCUUCAGGGAGGAUCCACAGUCCUCCUCUUGUUAUCUGUCAUGGACAACUGUAAGGACCAAAUACGGUUGGAUGCACUGGAUGGGUCUACAUGGAGUAGACCAUGGUCAAACAGUGGAAGGGCUCAGAGAUGGAGUAGACCAUGGUCAAACAGUGGAGUGGCUCAGAGAUGGAGUAGACCAUGGUCAAACAGUGGAGUGGCUCAGAGAUGGAGUAGACCAUGGUCAAACAGUGGAGUGGCUCAGAGAUGGAGUAGACCAUGGUCAAACAGUGGAAGGGCUCAGAGAUGGAGUAGACCAUGGUCAAACAGUGGAAGGGCUCAGAGAUGGAGUAGACCAUGGUCAAACAGUGGAAGGGCUCAGAGAUGGAGUAGACCAUGGUCAAACAGUGGAGUGGCUCAGAGAUGGAGUAGACCAUGGUCAAACAGUGGAGUGGCUCAGAGAUGGAGUAGACCAUGGUCAAACAGUGGAGUGGCUCAGAGAGGAACAAUACCGUCCUGUGGAACACUUCUGUCACCUUCAGGUUAGACUGGCCUGUAUGUUUCAUUUAGUCUGAAACAGAGGAAACAUCACUGUGUAUGUUCCACCUCAGUCUGAAGUUAGGACACUGGGUGGUUCUACACUGAGUGGACAAGUUCUUGACACAAACCGGUGAGCCUGGCACCUACUACCCCUUUUUACUCAGUGUAUAACAGAGGUAACAGCAUUGGACAUUCCACUCAGAUAGAGACUCACUCACUGCAUAUUGGGCUAUUGUUGUAACUGUAAUUACUAUUACAUUAACACUACUGUAAUUCUGUAACUACUGUAAUUACUGUUACAUUAACAGUACUGUAAUUAUGUAACUACUGUAAUUACUAUUACAUUAACACUACUGUAAUUACUAUUACAUUAACACUACUGUAAUUACUAUUACAUUAACACUACUGUAAUUCUGUAACUACUGUAAUUACUAUUACAUUAACACUACUGUAAUUCUAUAACUACUGUAAUUACCAUUACAUUAACACUACUGUAAUUCUGUAACUACUGUAAUUGCCCUUACAUUAACAGUACUGUAAUUCUGUAACUACUGUAAUUACUAUUACAUUAACACUACUGUAAUUCUGUAACUACUGUAAUUAUUAUUACAUUAACACUACUGUAAUUCUGUAACUACUGUAAUUACCAUUACAUUAACAGUACUGUAAUUCUGUAACUACUGUAAUUACUAUUACAUUAACAGUACUGUAAUUCUGUAACUACUGUAAUUACCAUUACAUUAACAGUACUGUAAUUCUGUAACUACUGUGAUUACUAUUACAUUAACACUACUGUAAUUCUGUAACUACUGUAAUUACUAUUACAUUAACACUACUGUAAUUCUGUAACUACUAUAAUUACUAUUACAUUAACACUACUGUAAUUCUGUAACUACUGUAAUUACUAUUACAUUAACACUACUGUAAUUCUGUAACUACUGUAAUUCCAUUACAUUAACAGUUUUUGA